Molecule: messenger RNA, 1660 nt
Organism: Humulus lupulus (European hop)
Lineage: Eukaryota; Viridiplantae; Streptophyta; Magnoliopsida; Rosales; Cannabaceae
Exons: 3
Coding region: 268-1482 (404 amino acids)
Source: RefSeq, a predicted model, not a curated record
GAACCCAAGCAUACAAUUAAAAUUAAAAUAAAUAGUAAUUAAUUUAUCAAAAUUUUGCUCUGUACCAUUCCAUUCUCGCAAACCCUAAUUCCUGACUUUGGUUUUUCAACAAAAUUCACAACCACAAUUGAUAAUCUCGCUUACAACCAUCUUUCUAAGUAGAUUGAACCGAAGUCUCCCGUCGAAGUUUUCGAGUUUGAUUACCAAGUGUACAUUUUUAUUGUUUAUAAGGUUUCAAGAUACUGGGUUCCUGUUAACACAGAACUAAUGAGAUUUAAGAAGGGAAGUAAAGUGGAGGUAUUAUGCAAAAGGGAAGACCCCUUUGGGGCUUGGCGUUGUGCAGAAAUCGUUUCUCGGGAUGGGCAGGCUUACAAUGUUAAGUAUGAAUCCAGUUUUGGCAUGGCCAAUUGGAAAACUGUGGAGAAAGUUUCCCGUAAAGCGAUUAGGCCUUCCCCACCAUCUGUGGAAAGCAUGAAGAAUUGGACAUCUGGUGAUAUUGUAGAGGUGCUCGAUGCUGGUUCUUGGAAAAUAGCAAUUGUUUCAAAGUCCAUGCGUGCAGAUUUCUGCUUGGUUAGGAUACUUGGAUCUUCCAAGGAAAUUAAGGCUCAUAAAUCUGAGACUAGGGUGCGUAAGACUUGGCAAGAUGAUAAAUGGGUUGUAUUUGUAAAGGCAUAUGGAAAUAUUGAAGUAGCAAACUCCAACAACUUGAAUUAUCGGGAGGUGCCACCAGUUGAUGCAAGAAUAAAAGACUUAGCUGGAAAUGAUGGUUUAGCUCCUCAGGAGAAGAAUUACCUUCCGGAUUCUUACAUUGUUUCAACUAAAUCGUUGAAACGAUCUUCUCCAUUUUGCUCUUCUUUUGUUGAAGCAUAUCCCAGUAAAUUAAGAGCAAUGAAUGAGCAUCAACAAGUAGUUUCAAGGCCCCUAUCUUACUUGCCGAAAAAGGUAGAUGCUGUUGUUUCCCAACCAAAUAAUCUGGUUGAAAAUGACUUGCAUGCUCCCACUGGUAAACAAACAAUCGGAAAUUUGGAAACAGAGAUGGAGAACACAUGUUGUGGUGGUUCUUGGUUUUUUGAUGGAAGCCCAGAAUAUAGUGAUUCUGAUAUUGAUUCAUGCUCUGUUGGUAGCUGUAGUUUCAAUAGUAAUGGCAUGUUUAAGUUGUCUAGUAGUUUCUUAGAAUGUUAUAGUAAAGAUGCAGUUGUCCAUUGUAGUGAUGCGGAAUCUUUUUGUGGUCUUGGAGAUGAAGAGAAAGGCCCCCUUCCUCUUCAAGAGGACAAGCCAUCGAGAAUUCAUAGAUUAGAGUUGCAUGCUUAUCACAGCACCUUGGUGGCAAUGCAUGCUUCUGGGCCCUUAAGUUGGGAUCAAGAAGCAUUGUUAACAAAUUUACGUAUCACACUCCAUAUUUCAAAUGAUGAACAUUUGAUGGAACUAAGGAACUUAAUUUCUUCUUCCAAGCCUUCAUCUUAUUUAGAUUAUAAUCAAUAAGACAUGAAAUACUUUACGCUAAUGCCUUGCUUUUUGUAAGGAACAGAAAAUAAUACAUUUUUUCAUCUUUAUUUUGAUUGUUCAAUUGGCAUUGGUUCAAAGUAUAAAGGUCAUAUGUAAUUUAAGAAUAUUGUAUCAAUCAUUAUGUAAAGAAAUGGAUAUAUCCAGGUUUCUCCAA